This is a messenger RNA of Aphanomyces astaci, 1905 nucleotides long. RefSeq lists its product as hypothetical. Gene Ontology annotation, molecular function: protein binding. Gene Ontology annotation, cellular component: cytoplasm; nucleus. Bases 1 to 1542 code for a protein of 513 amino acids. The transcript has 9 exons. The record is from RefSeq and is a predicted model, not a curated record. NCBI's taxonomy places the organism in Eukaryota, Oomycota, Saprolegniomycetes, Saprolegniales, Verrucalvaceae.
AUGGACCGAUUCCUUAAGUCGGCCGCCGAAGACAACACCAAUACAGUCAAGCCCAACGGACGGUUGCGACAAACGCGAAUUGAGCAUGGCUCCAAGGUGGAAGUGGUCGAGGAGAUCAUGCAACUGUCCCAAGUGAUGAACACGAGCGAAGAACGCGAACUACCCCUCCUCCUCCGCGAACUUGAUGGACGGUUCAUCUCCCUGGAGCUGCUAGAACAAACGGACAUUGGGAAAGCCCUCGUGCAGUUGUAUCGGCGAACUGAAUCGGACACGACGCGCGAGCAAGCCAGGCAAAUGCUGCGCAAAUGGAAGCGCACAGCAGUGGAUGGCCUGCGAAGAAGGCACAAGCGGGUUGAAACCUUUGCCUUGGCGACGUCCUUUUUACACAUGGGCGCGGCCGUAUCGGACUACUUUACGACCCCCAUCGACAUCUCGGACGGAUACUUGGACGACGCUGAUCCAUUCGUGGUCAUCCACGACGCCUGUGCCAAAGGCAAACACCACACGGCCAGUCGGUACUUUAAGCUCGGCGGCGACCCCAACGAAAAGUGUUUUGAAGAGGACGAUGUAUAUGCGCGAGACGACACGCCCAUGAUCUGUGCUGCGCGAGGGUGUCCUGAAGCCGGCAUCCAUGGCGGCACCAAGAAGCACCUGUUGACACUGCAAAUCGUCCUGCUCUACGGCGGCGACGUGAAUGCUUUCAACAAACUGCAUCAAACGGCGUUGUACAUGUCGAUUGCGAGGGGACACUUGAACGUGGCGGUGUGGUUGAUUGAGAAUGGGGCUGACGUGAACAUCGCAGACUCGGUCGGCGUAUCCCCAUUGCUCGUGGCAGCACGCCUUGGCCGGGUCGACUUGGUGGCACUCCUCCUCGAGUGCAAAGCUACCAUUCAAGCCCCCGCUCGGCCGAAUACUUGCUGCGUCAAGUUUCCUUCCAUAGCCCAAGAACUCCACACGUUCCAAGGACCUGUGCAAACUCUACUCCUCCAAUCCUUGCCAUCGUUAGCGACGCCACCACCACAUCCAGUGGCCACAACAAUCCAGCCCCGCCACUCGGUCGCCGCCGUUGCGCUUGCGAGUGCACUCAAAGACCAACUACGCUCCCUUCCCCCACGAGCCCCCACGACUAUCGCCGUCACAACAACCGUGCCAUUCCGCGAUCCUCCUUUCUCAUCAGAAUCUACUUGGUCAAUUGUCAAACCCAAAGCAGUGUUGCCUGCACCUUUGCCGCCAUCAUCCACCACGCCGACGGCGUCCAACCCCCCCCCCAAAUAUCGAAGUGGUGGCAAAUGGGUCAAAAAGAGGGAAUGCUCCGGUCGGGUGCAUGUAGCCGAGUGGGAAUUUGUCAAAACGGACUUUGCUUCCGACGCCGAGCGUCAAGCCCAUGACACGAUGCAGCAAUGCCAAGACAUGUACCGCGUCAUUCAAAUGAAACAGGCGCGGGCCCCGGGGGGACAGCGCCGACAGAUCCACACGGCGCCGGACAGCCUCUCCAGGCGCGGGAUACGGGCGCAGCCCCGACCAUCGACCGUGCCCACGUGAUUCGAUGCAAUUUCGAGGCAUUAUUGUUAAGUGACGUGGUGUGUUGUCUUAUUCAAAAGUGCAAAAAACUUGCUACUAGAACGCAUACGAUGGCACGAUCUGAGCCAAGUCGGUGGCCGGCAAGACGUCGGACGCAGGCCGGGAGUACAUGAGAAGCGACCCAUCUCGCCCCGUCACAGCGAUGGACGUCGCGUGGAACACGAUGUGGGUCAGUGGAUGUGGCGCUACUUUGGCACAAAGCACGGGCGCCACGUCGUAGAGCUUGGCGUCGUCCUACGUUGUUAAUAUUGUUGGCCAUGCUUCUUCAAGGGAAAUCACCAACGCCAUGCAUAGUCAUCAAUCGAAAUCAACAUGAUGCAAGAG